GUCGCGCUCGGCCAUGGUCACCAGCAUGGCCUCGAUCCUGGACGGCGGCGACUAUCGGCCCGAGCUCUCCAUCCCGUUGCACCACGCUAUGAGUAUGUCCUGCGACUCGUCCCCUCCCGGCAUGGGCAUGACCAACACCUAUACGACGCUGACGCCGCUCCAGCCGCUGCCACCCAUCUCCACCGUCUCAGACAAGUUCCACCACCCGCACCCUCACCACCACCCACCACCACCACCACCACCACCACAGCGUCUGUCGGGCAACGUCAGUGGCAGCUUCACCCUCAUGCGCGAUGAGCGCGGGCUCCCGACCAUGAAUAACCUUUACAGUCCUUAUAAGGAGAUGCCUGGCAUGAGCCAGAGCCUGUCUCCUCUGGCUGCCACGCCGCUGGGCAACGGGCUGGGUGGCCUCCACAAUGCUCAGCAGAGCCUGCCCAACUACGGUCCGCCGGGCCACGACAAAAUGCUAAGCCCCAACUUCGACGCGCACCACACUGCCAUGCUGACCCGCGGUGAGCAACACCUGUCCCGAGGCCUGGGUACCCCGCCUGCAGCCAUGAUGUCGCACCUCAAUGGUCUGCAUCACCCGGGCCACACUCAGUCCCAUGGGCCAGUGCUGGCUCCUAGCCGUGAGAGGCCCCCGUCGUCCUCCUCGGGCUCGCAGGUGGCCACGUCGGGGCAACUGGAGGAGAUCAACACCAAAGAGGUGGCCCAGCGCAUCACCGCCGAGCUGAAGCGGUACAGCAUCCCACAGGCGAUCUUCGCACAGAGGGUGCUAUGCCGGUCUCAGGGGACUCUCUCCGACCUGCUCCGGAAUCCCAAACCGUGGAGUAAACUCAAAUCUGGCAGGGAGACCUUCCGCAGGAUGUGGAAGUGGCUGCAGGAGCCCGAGUUCCAGCGCAUGUCAGCCCUACGCCUGGCAGCAUGCAAACGCAAAGAGCAAGAACCAAACAAAGACAGGAACAACUCCCAGAAGAAAUCCCGCCUGGUGUUCACCGACCUCCAACGCCGAACGCUUUUCGCCAUCUUCAAGGAGAACAAGCGCCCAUCGAAGGAAAUGCAGAUCACCAUUUCUCAGCAGCUGGGGCUGGAGCUGACCACAGUCAGUAACUUCUUCAUGAAUGCCCGGCGCCGCAGCCUGGAGAAGUGGCAAGAUGACCUGAGCACUGGGGGCUCUUCAUCCACCUCCAGCACUUGUACCAAAGCAUGAUGCAAGGACUCUCACCUGGGCACAAGUCACCUCCAAAAGAGGACAACAGAUACCAAAAGAAACACAGAGGAGAAAAGACAUCGGAUUCUUAGCUGGGGCCCUUCACUGGUGACUUGAAAGCACAAUUCUCUUGAAACUUCUAUUCUAGCUGUAAUCAUAGGCCAGGUGUUCUUUUUAUUUUGUUUUGUUUUUAAUGGCUACAGAGUUCAAGUGCAAGCUGAAAACUAAUUUUUUUGAACCAGACACUAUCCUCUGAGCAUGCUAAGCAUCCCAGAGAUCCAAAUGGGGCCUUCCUGAAGCAAGUUAAUUACAGCAUGGUGUCAACCAAUGCUGCAAGCAUCAACAGUCCCUCUCUGGGUCCUGACAACCUCUUGCGUUCUUUUCCCACAAAUAAUUGGGAAUUUGGCCCAAGUAAGGACAAUAAGUUUAGACUUCCAAGACACUACAACAAGAGAAGAAUCUAACAGUAAGAAAGACCUCAUUUGCUUUCCAAGUGUUUAGCCUCACUGUAUCAUCAUGCACCAAAAUUCUCAGCCAUAACAUUAAAAAAAUCAGAAUGGUAAUUACUGAGCACAAGUUUUAAAUAUGGAAGUUUAAAAUAAAAAAAUCCAAGGACCUGUUUUUCCAACUCAGGCAUCUUUUCACUGAAUGGUUUAGAAAGCUUUAAAUUAAUCACAGUUUACAAUUUUUCUUUUCUUUACCUCCUGGAAAUCUCGUGUGGUCUUUUGGAUCCGUCAAAAAAAAAAAAAAAAAAAAAUCAGUUCACUUGAGCUCAAAGUAUCAAGCACAACAAAGAUAAACAGAAGGAAGGAAGGUUCUGGUUUCACUGCAUCCGGUUUUUCAAGACGGUUUAGAUCCGUCUUCAUUGUUGUGAAGUCAUUAGGGAUCGUUGGGAAUAUGGCUUCAAGCACAUUUUGCAGUUUGCUACAAAUUUUGUUUGUACAUAACGCAGCUGCACACUCAGGAGGCCAGUUUAACUGUUACGGUACAGGAGCAAUCACAUUUUAAAAGAUCUAGAUUUUUUUAGAUCAUAAUGUAUCCUUGAUUUGCUAGUCACCCAGCUCCACCUAUGCAUAUUGUGACUACCAUUCAUUCUUCUUUCUGAUUUGUGUCGUUCCAUCCCAUUAGUGGGGGUGUUUCCAGUAUUUUCUAGAAAGAAGUAAGUUAAUAAACCACCAUACUGUCAUCUAGUCCUAACUCUCUUCCAUUGUUGACUCAUCCAUGCAAAACAGCUGACUAAAUCUGGAGAAAACACAGCACACCAAAGAAGCAGAAUACUGCAUACCAAAGACAUGUAUUACCUGCCAUUUUCUAGCCUAAACAUACUGUGAUUACUUUUAGAAAUCAGAACACCUCUGUAACUCCUAAUGGCAUUCGGCUCUUGCAUUUGGCUCACCAUCUGGCUGAGUGGACCAGCAAUGCCAAGGACGUUAUCCAAGCCACCCAGGCAGUGGCUUCACCACGCCAGCUCUGGUUGUCACCUUCCCAUAGCAAAUGGAAGAGGGCCUGCAGAACUCUGGGAGAUUGCAAAGGUCAUGAUGUGCAUAUUUACCAGUGAAUGGCCCCAGGUGGGCACCGUGGGGGUGUUCAAAGCAAGCCAAACGCUGCAAUGAUUCCUUACAGACACUUGAGACUGACUUUUGUAUGAAUUACUUAAUCGAAACCAAAGAAACUUUUUCUGCACCUACUUCUGCAACAAACAGAACUGUCCCAUUAAAUGAAUAAAUGAAUCCAUAAAUCAGUGGAAAUCACUACCAACAAGAAGAAAGCACGCCAGAAUUAAAAAAAAAAAAAAAAAAGAUGAAGACACACUGUGUUCAAACAGACUUCUUGGGACAUUUUUUUGGAAGCAGAUUUGAAAGAAAGGGUUGAGACAAGAAUGAAAAUACAGAAAAGCCUCCGUGGCUGCUGCUUCGUUUGACAACUCACAUGGUAAUCUGAAAGUUGAAGAUUGUCUUUAAUUUGUGCCUAUGCAGUUUUUCAAAAGAACACGGAACAGAGCAACAGAAACCUCAACAGCUACAAUACCAAAGAUGAGGAUUCUCGCAACUUUUGUUUCAGUUCAUUAUCUCCUUUUGCCUGGCUAAAAUACUUAUAGCGUCAUUGAUCUGUACAAAGGUAAUCGAUUUUGUUUCUUUGAGCAACAAAAGGAAAGGGUUAUUUGUUUGAUUCUAUUGUUUCCCUUUAAUUUUGUUUUAUGGCUUUUUACCCCAACAUGGAAUCCCCUAAAGGUUCCAUGAGUCCAAGUUUAAGAUGUUGGGAUACUGAAUUAUUCUCUCUCUCUUCAGUAGAGCUUGGGAAUUGCUACUGUCACUUGAAUGUUCUUUGCUUAGCCCUUAGACUUGGUUCCUUCUAUGUUCAGAGUCUCAUCAUCGGGGAGGGAAGGGGAAUGGGGGUCAGGGAUAGGAGUCUGGGUGACACAGCCUCUCUGGAGUCACAGAACCAAAGAAUUUAUAGAGGAAUUUAUAGCCUCAUCUUCAUGUGAUUGCCACAUCUUAACAGGGCUUCAUUUGGGGGUGGGGAAACAUGUAAAAAGAAUUACCAGUUUCUACUUUUCUAUUAGCUUUUUAAAAAAAAUCAGCUGUAAAGUUGCAUUUCUAAAGAAAGAUAUAUAUACUAUAUGGGUACAUAUACAGAUCAACUUGCAUUGGUGAUAACCCAAAAGUUUUGCUGUCCAAAUUUGUGUCUUCUUUUUGUCACAUGUUCCAUUUGCUGAGUACGCAGCUCACAACUGUGCUUAUUUCUCAUGCCAUCCAGAGUUAAUUUACCACUGUGGAUGAUUGGUAGCAUUCAUAUGUCUAUGUCAAUUUCUAGAAACGUUUGAAAGUCAAGUUCAAGCAUUUCAACAUUUAACUUGUUGAUGAAUGAAUUUCUGGUAUAAGUGAGUUUUAUUUGUAUUUAGUCGUCUCUAUUCCAUGCUUCAAACAUGAUCAAGGUGAUAAGAAAGAUUCAUUUACCGCACUGGCCCAGAGGUAGGCCACUGGCAGCUGGGGACUCAUCUUCUGUCACUGCUGGGAAUAUUCAAUAGUCCAUUCCCAUCAGCUAUAGAAUAUGAUGCCCACCCAGAAAUCCAUUUUCCAGGAGAUACCCUGUUCACAGGGUGUUCUAGAUUCCUCUCGGUGAGCAGAUCCACCAGGGACUUCUCGCGGGGAAGUCCAGUUCCUGUUGCAAUGGGUUGAUCAGGUUUCCUCAGGGUGGUAAUUACCAAUUUGCAUUGACAAGCCUGUGUACAACCAUAGCCGGCACUGGGGUGGGACAGUGUUGUUGUAAGGGGGAGGUAUCUCAGUCCUGGAAAAAAGACAUACAGCAGAUUUGGGGGAGUGUCUCAGAUUCUUUUUCCUUGGAAAGCCACAGCAUUCUCUGUGUCACUUCCUGACUCUCCCCAUGUGGGUGUGGUUUCUGGGGCACCCCCCAUGUGGGUGUGGUUUGUAGGGGCAUCACUGAGAGAGUGUGGCUCUCUGUGAUUUUUGUAAUCUGCCCUGCCUGGGGGAUGGCUUCUUCACUUGCCCCUUGUUUCCCUUUGUUCCUCACUUAUACUCCACAGAUCUUUUGUCAAAGGACCAAGAAAAAAAAAUGUUUCAUCAGGGAUUGUUCCCAUUAUGGGUUGGUCAUAUGAAUUUUAACAUGGGCAUUUCUAAAUGAGUCCUUGUGACUUGUGACCAUUGGAAAUAGUGGCUCUUCUUGAGAUCAGAUUAAGGAACCAAGCCUCUUGAUUUGGUUGGUAUUCGUUGACACACUAAUAACAGCAUUUGGGUUUUUGCAUUAUCUAGGAUGUGUAGGCCAACAAGGCUGCCUUUGGGAACUGACAUUUCAACACUGGUCAGAUUCAGGUCUCGGUGACCAGAGAAGAUGCCAUGUGUGAAAGAUAAAGGCAACAGUCUUCCUCCAAAGACUCUUGAUGUCUCUUACCAAAUCAUACCAGAAAGAAUACUUGAUUAAGAAGUUACAUACAUCUAUAAAUGUAUAUGUGCACCUGCACAUAUGUGUCAAAACUUUAAGCCCUACACAGUAUCAAUUUAUUAGAAAUCAAAAAGAAAAAAAUUUCUAUCCUGAAAGGUUAGAAUUCAGUGUUUUUCCUCAAAGCCUUUACAUUUUUGUUUUAAAUUAAUAGUUUCAGAGAAAACAGCCAUUUGGAACUGGUUAUAGUCUAGAGUUUACCCCCUCAGUUCAAGAGAAGUUCCAGGCAUCCCUCAGCCAUCAGUAACUAAGCAUCAAUGUGAAGAACAGUUCACAACCCAGUUUCACAUUCUUGGGGUGACAGAAAUUCAAAUGCUCACAGCUGUUGAGUAGAAGAUGUUUUUCUUUAAGCCUUCACAUAAUUAGGCUUUAUUUUUGUUUUCAAUGUGAUUAUAGUUCUGGGGAUAAAAUUCCUUCAUUUCCAGAUUUUUUUUAAACAGAGUUAAUAUAUUUCUUUUAAAAAAUGAAAGCAACAGCAGUAAUAAAACUCAAUGCCAUUAUUUAAAAGCUUUUUCCAAAUGUAAUAAGAGUGUUUAGCUUGUGCACAUAGCAAUACAGUCUGAGCUAGGAAGCCCAACAUGGCACUUUCUCUGCAAAAAUCAGUUUCAUAUAUAGCCUCUCAUUUCCCAAAGGCUUUUGGUAAUUUUGGACUUGGAAAUCCAAGCUUAUUAUCAUUUUAAGCUAAAAUAAAAUGAAAACUAGGAAGUUAACUAAUCCUGUUAAAUACACACAUACACAUACACACACACACACACACGCACGUGCGCGCAUGCACAAACACACUUUUCUAAGUAAAGCAGUGAACUUCAAAGCUAACUAUAAAUAAUCAAUUUUAAAUAAUCAACUCUCAGUGCCAGUAAAUUAAUGUUGAGCAUAUUUUAAAAGAAAUAAUCACUAUUACAUAGGUACAAGGAGAAACUUUCCAUUUUCAAAAAUGUCAGUGGACUCAUUUUUUUUUUUUCUGAACACUAUGAAGUAGCAUGAAAAUACACCUUUGGAGGAAACUUCGGUCUUCAGGGGGUUGUCUAUUUUGAAUUUUUCAAAAUCUAAGAACAGACUGAGUUCCGAGGUUGUUAAAGAAUAAAUGAAGCCUAUUAAGAUCUGUAGAAAAGUAGACACCGGCUGUGGUUAAGGCUGACUACAGGCCCCAAACACUACUUUAGCAGUAGCCCUUCUAGAUUCCUAAUAGAUCAGAGCUGACUUUUUACUGUCCUUAUUGUUGAUACUUGAUUCAGACUUGUUAGCCUAACCAAGAAGAGGGAGUUGAAUGGUUGGAAAAGAAGGGCAAGAGCUGACAUAGUGAUGUCUUUUGAUAUUUAUUUUCAAAACUGUAUAGCUUAACCAUUUUUUACCAUUAACCAACAGAAGAUUCUGGUUUUAAAAUAAGGCCACAAAAAUCCUCACUGGAGAAGAAUGAUGUUCCAGGUGGCUGGGUUUAAAUAUGGAUGCUACAAUAACUAUUUUCUAUAAAUUAUUUGUUUCUUUGCAAAGUAGAGGGUUGUUUAUUUGUUUUAGAAAGUCCCAAGUACUUACUAAACACAAAAGUAAUUAUUAAAAUAACAUAGGACUUCACAUAGAUAGAUGCAAGAUAUCAUUGAGGCUGAUGGGUUAUAUGGUGUGAGUCCCUAGGACCUUCAGUGCCUAUCUACCUCAGAUACCCAAGUGACUCCAAUAGUCUGUGGGCCGUAAAAGCUAUAGCCCAAACUUUCCCUUGUAGGCUUUGAGUUAGGUUGAUGGACACUAACUGGUUAAUAUGUUUUCAGUGGAGAAAACGUGUAUAAAGGGAAAAAAUACCAUGUCACUACACAUUUGGUCAUUCCAUGGGAGUCUUCCAUUUGACUCUGUUAUUAGCAACAGGCAUUUCACAUGGCAUAAACCUUGGUACAUAAGUUUGCCUAACACUUUAUAUAGUCUGUGGGCUUGGAUGUACACAGAUCUAGAUACAUAUUUCAACAUCUUUUUUCAUAGUUCUCUUAAUAUCCACACACAUUGCCUAGAUGUAUCUAGACCAUGUACAUAUAAGUGUGUACAGACAUGCUUAAUACAUAUAUACUGUACUCUGUUACAAUAAAUAAAUUUCAAAUCAUCUUGUAACAGAUAUGUGAUAAUUUUACCAUGUAUCUUGUCUUUGUGAUUUAUUCUAAUGCUGAAAACCAAAGUGCAGGAAUGUAAGAAAAAGUAUCCCAGCAUCUUCAUUUAUUAUGUAUACUUAGAAUUACUUUCAUUUUGGGUACAUCCAAGACAAACAACUGAUAAUGGAACCUUGGAUAUUAUUUAAUCAUCUGUGUUAGAUGCUUGAUGACUUUGGUUGAAUAGCUUUAUUCUGGAUUUCUCAUAACUAAAGCUAAAUCCAAAGACCCCAAAAUAAAAAAGAACAGAGAGAGAUAGAGAGAGAGAGAGAGAGAGAGAGAGAGAGAGAAAGAGAGAGAGAAGGAAAAAAAUUGCAAAGUCAAUUGCAAACCAAUGGGAGAAAAUGGGCUCUGGUUUCCAGGGUUGAAACAAUGGUAGUGUGGCCUUAUGGAGGCUGCAUUAGCUAAUGGGGAGUGGUGAUUUCUUUCUCAUGCUUGUCACAUACAAAUGGUCUUUAAUGUGAGAAAGCUUUAGAGGUUAUACUUUCCUGUUUUAUUUUCACUUAGAAUAUAGGAAGAAAUGACAUGUUUGUACAUUGAAAAAUGAAGGCAGUCUCUCCCACCCCCAGAAAUUUUUUAACUUGUCUCUUUUAAUUGUGACCCAACAAGAUAAGUACCAUUAAUGUUCUUAAUUUAUUGAAAUUAGUUUCUUGUAUUAUAGUCUAUAGGAUUUGAAUAAUUAUUUAAUCCUCUUUCCUUAGUUUGAUUUUACUCUUUGUUCUUAUUUAUCAAAAAUCUAGAGCAGUGGUGCAUCUGAGAUGCAAAACCUAGCUAUAAUACUCCUGAAGUUUAGUUUGCUUUAUAAAGCAGUGAAAUUCUGUUACAGACAGGGAAGAAAUACAGGUUACAAACAAAAAUAUAAAACAAUUUGGGGUAUUUUCCUUCUUGGAUUAUCUUUUAAAAUAGUUUAAUGAUUAUUAAGUUAUUUAAUUUAAGUUCACAGCCCCACCUGGUACCAGGCAAACUUCACCUUCUUAAUUAUUGGGGCCCUCAGAGCCUUUCUAUUGUAACUUAUUUAUUUAACUUAUUCAGCAUCUGUGACAGAUGCGCUGUAUAGUUUAUAUUUUUUAUUUAAAACAACAGAGAGCACUGCAGUUUGUUUGCUGUCAGAACAACAGAGCAGAUUUUGUGGACAAGCAGUGACUGCUCAGCCCGAACCUGCGCAUUCAGAACACGAGCUGAGACCUACUUCACCAGCCUGGAUUUCGGGGCUUCUAUAUGGAAACUGGAAAAAUAAAUAAAAAAAUCAUAAACCAAAAAGAGAGAACCCUUAUACUAGCUGCUUCCAAGAAAGAACUCUGUGUGUGUAAAGCAACAAAAGGAAAAAAAAAGCAGAAAAAAAGGAAAAAAAAAAAAGGAAAAACUUUCUAUUUCUAGUGAGAACCAAAGAAGGCUACCUCACUGACUUUUUCCAUUUGUAAUUUUAAUCGUGUUGAUGACACCAAAGAUACCAAAGAUUUCUUUCUCUGUGCGGUCUGCAUUUUGCUUGUGCUCUUUUAAUUUGAACUCUUCUCUCUGACAUAUGGUAUGUACAGCCACAGCUCAGAAACCCCAAAGAAAUAAUGUUCUAUGUGAUGGUGGCUGCUAAUCUGGAAAAGGAUAUUUUCUGUGUUUCUUGUGUUUAUUUGCUGCCCCCUCCCACGUGUUCAGGAUGCAAGUUGGGAUGCUGCUGUAAUUGGAUUCCUUAAAGUUCCAGUUCCAAUUUGGUGAAGAAGACUGGUUGGAGAUGGCCUUCAGCCCUACUAUGACCUCUGUACCCCUGGAGCUAUCACAGGGAAAUAUGUCCAGCUAUUGCAACCAUAGAAAUAAGCAUUUGAUAGGAGAGUUGGAAGGGACCUUAGUAUUCCUUUAGUCCAGUUCCCUGUGGCCAGGAGGCUUGAAGUAGUCAUCCAAGUCCAGCAACUUCGCAGCCCAAGUCCAUCCACGCCCCCUGCUCCACCCCCUAUGCCCUGUUCUCCAUUGGUCACAUGCUGUCAAAUAGGAAAGUGGUAAUCCUUGAGCAACAAGCAGAGACUGAAUUUAUGGAUUAAUAUUUUUAUCCUUUAAGAAUAAUCCCAGACAGCUUCAGUAUCUUAUAUCAUUAUGUAUCCAAAGUCACAUAUGAUAUAUUGCUUGGUAAAAUGGCCAACCUUGAAAUACUAGGGCUCACUCAGAGAUUUCUGUCCUGGGAAGCAUACUGACCCAAACAGUAUGAUCACUUUUGAACCCACCCAUUACAAAGUAUUAUAAAAAUAAAGUUCUGAUCGAUAGGAGGAAAAAACUCCUGGCCUAUUGAGUUUAGUUAGUAUGAAUAUUUUAAAGUCAGUAUUUACCAAGAAAGGGAACUUGACCGUUAUUUUCCAUCAGGACAGUCCAGCUGUCAGCUCUUCUCUUUUCACCUAAGGGUGUUCACAUUUCACUUCUAGGUCAACUCUGUUUACAAGAGAAAUUUAAUCCUCACAUUGUUUGAUGCUAAAUUAUAUUCAUUGUAAAUGAAAGAUGACCCCAAAAUGUCACAGGACUGGAUAUGCCAGUUUAAAUAAUGGUUACUUACCAUUGCUUCUCUCUUUUUUUUCCUUUUUCAAAAAAUUAAUUGGUCUCCUUUUAGUCUUUAGAUUCUAUUAAACGACUAAAUCACUAUUAUGAUCUUUCAUCCAAGUGAUUUGAAUGUUAGCCAAUGAAACUUCUUCAGCUUUUGGUCAAGCAGGGUUUAGACACAAACAGAUUCCCAUCUCUAGUUUAUAGCUCUUUAUUGAAUACUACACGUUUACAUUUCAUGCAAUAGUUAUCAUUGAGUUUUUAAAGAGACUGUUAGACAAAGCUAAGAAAGGAAGACCAGGUGGCUCACCAGUUCAUCAAGAGAGUGUAGAUUCUAUGGCUAGUAGAAUAAUUUACAAAACAGACAUGUUGAUGUAGGAAAAAUUCAUUCUCUUUCUUUUUUCUUUCUUUGAGACAAGGUCUCAUAUAGUCCAAGCUGGUCUUGAACUCCUUAUUCUCCUGCCUCCGCUUCCCUAGUACUGAAAUUAUAACUGUGAGCCACUAUACCCAGACCAGUUAUCCUUCCCCAAGUUCCAUCCUGACAAAUGUGAAAGUUACUUAGCUAGAUGAGUCCAAAGAAUCACAUUCUCCCUUUACAAGGCAAACAUAUAAGGCCUUCCUUCCAAACAGGUGAUCACCAAAUUUCCAUUGGAAAUAAAAUUCUCCAAAUACCUGGGAGACAACAAAUUCACUAAGCAGCAGAGUGCUCCCCUGUGAGCAACAUCACCUUCCCCAGCCUUCCUACAACUGAGCCCCCAGGAGAGAGUACCUAGAAAGAGCAAUGGCAGCCUGAACACAGAAAACAUCCUAAUUGGCAGACCCCUCCUCAGCAAUCCCCCCUCAGCCUCAUGCUUCACUUGCAAAGUGUGACAUAACCACGGGACGAGUGCCUUGCUUGAACCAAAGCAACGAUUUAGCCAGUCUGGACCUCUCUGUGCUUUUUUUAAUCCUUCCUGUGAAUACCUCAGCUUCAACUGGGCCUCCAUACAGUAAAUUGGUGGGCUUAUUGUACUGUGGUGCUUUGCAAUGCAACCCUGCAAAGAACAAGAUUUGUACUAAUACCAAAGGUUUUUUCUCUAUGUCUCCUCCUCCUACCUCCCUGUUUCCCCCCUUUUCUAGUUCUUCAUGGUUCCAAAGCUUUAAUAUGAACCUGGGCAUGUUGGCAAUGCAGACCGCGCAAUUCCUUACCGAAUUUUCUCAGAUAUACCUCAUAGAUAAUAGUGUUUAGAGUAAUGUUAUUAUAGCGUAUGUAAUAAAUUAUUCACUGUUUCUUUUGGUAACUGUGAUUUAAAAAAAGAAAAAAGAAAAAAAAGCUUUAUACGUUUUAGGUUGUGCUUUUGUAAUAGACGAAAAUGUGCGCUUAAAAAUGAAAUGUAUGUUCUUUUUAUUUUUCUUCUCCCCCACCUUUGGAUUUUAUUUAUUCUGAAUUGGGGAAAGUUGCAGAAUGAGCCCAAAGUUUACAGUUUCAUAUUUUGCUGAAGAAACAAUCUGUGUUCAUUUGCUUUGUUGAGAAAAAAAAAAAGAAUUAUUUUCUACACUUGUGCUACUUGGUCUGAACAAUUAAUUGUUCUGUGUUAACAGUGUAGUAUUAUAAUUAGCAACUGCCAAUCAGUGCUAUAAUUUUAUGCAUGAGGCUAAAAAAUUAGCAGUGUGAUGCAUUGUGGUCUUAAUAGCAACAUUUUUUUCAUUUUGUACUAGAUCCUCCCCUUUGGUUCAAUGAACAUUAUUUAUGCAUGGGCGCCUACUGUUUGUUAGCAGUCGUGCAGCAGUUGUGUAUACAUUAAACUGUGAAAAUGUACACAGUUCAGCCUCAGACAGUGAUAAUAUUGGUUUUCUUGGGAGAUGUCUCACCUCAAAAAUACCUUUACAUCUGUUGGGAUUUCAAAAUGAGUCAGAUUGAAUCAGGUUGGGAUUUUAUAAUGAGAAAGGGCAUCCCACAUUUGAGUUAGCAAGAUUGAAUUCCACAGUUGGAAUCCUCAUAACCUAGAUAAGUCACUGUAUCUGAGAGGGGUUUGAAAAUGAGCGUUGAAGAGUAACUCACCUUUGCAUUUUUCAUUUCCACUAAAAGGAGUUAUUUUGGCUUUAUGUUCAUAGCCUCAGACCUGUUCAACCUUGUACAUCCAGGUCUGAGUUUCCUGAGUUUUCACAUGGGAAUGGCUAUUUUCAAUUGUGUGUGGUUUCUCCUAGGAUUCAUUGUCAGUUCCCAGUAGAAGCUCAUAUGGCAUCAAUAUCAAUAAUUCAUCUCUGGUCUUUUCAGCACACUCUCAUGGACAUCUCUACCAAUGAACUAACUUUUCCAGUUAUGAUAUGGGCAAAAAGUACAUGGCCAUUCCCUAAAAUUGUGUUGGUGUGGCCCUAUCAUGGUUUUGAUCUCUAGGGUCAGAAGUAACUCUAGCUUACUCCUUACCUGACCCACAAUAUGACACCUAUCUAACGGGAAAUAUAAGGAGAAUUUUUGAAAACCAAUUUACAAACACUAUGUUGGUUUAAAUUCCCCAAUCUUGGUGAUCUAUCUCAAAAAAAUGUUUUUCAUUUGCAAUGAAUUGGGCAAAUGUAUUCUUAUAUUUGCAUUCUGAGAUUUGCAAGUUUUGAAUUUCUUUCCCACACCAGUAUGCUUCCCAUAAAGCCAAAUCAACUAUCAAAUACAUACAGUUCUGCAGAAAAAAAUGAAGAUUGGAAACAAUAGUGGGAACACAUCAGUAUGCCAUACAAAAUAUUGGAAAUCACCAACAGACAGUAGAGUAUUGCAUGUGUGUCUGUCAGUGAAUAUAUUGGAGGUAUGUUUUCAUUAAUGAUGAUGCAAAGAAAUGUAUUUUCAUUUGGCCUUAUAAAGUAGGUUGUGAUAAUGAAAGCUUUGUAAUAUAGUCUUUUUAGUUUCCCUUUUAUUAAUUUGCCAAAGAUGGGAAUGGAUACAAGACUUUUAAAAUUGGCUUUUGUAAGACAAUAGAUGAUUGUACUAGUAUUUAAUCUUCCAGAAAUCUUUACAUGUUCUUCUGCAAUAAAUCAAGUCAAUAUUUGUUUCCGUAAGUUCUCUUCACACUCACAAACAUGCAAACUGUUCCUCUUGAUGCAGAUGUUGUAGUAUCUACAAAGUUCAAAUGCAUUUUUGAAAAAUGAGGGGUGUCUGAGACAUGUGUAUGCCCAGCCCUUUUUACUACAAGCAACACAGGGGUCUGGCUCACUAGGAUAUGCCAAGAAGACUUGUCUUAUGAAAUUUAAGGUAUAUUUUGUUAUGCCAUUUCAUGUCCUUCUUUUUAAACUUUGUGGAAAGUGAUAUGUUGAAUCAAGUGUAAGCUGAGUUUUCCAGAUAACUGAAGUAGAUACAUUGUGAAUGUUAUUUUGUUAUUAAAGGGUUUUUACUCAAUACUUUGUGCCAAUGGAUGUCCUUUUCCUUGGAAACUCGAGAACUAUGGAAUUACUUCAGCUUGGCCUGGUUUUCUCUCACCUUCAUGGGAGCAUGUGGACCUGGCCUGAAAAAAUAAAUGGAAGGUCCCAGGCUAGAAGGUAGGUUUGGGGCACUUGAAAGAGAGUUCCAUGUCUGUCAGCUUUAAAGAGAGCUGGGCCCAAACUCUCCAACCUCAAUCUCUUGACACCCCAACACUUCUCUGAGAUCCCUUGAGCAAAUUCUAGCAUGAAGGCAGACCCCAAUUCAUAUAGGAAAGGGAAGGAAGAGAACUUGGUGAUCUUGCAUUUUCUGUGCACCACUAAGUACCCAGUCAGCCCAGGGCUGUGGUGGUCUGCCAGGUUGGCUCCACCUGGGCCAUCACUGAAGGACUUUCUUCCAUCUUGAUACCUGCAAAAGGUCCAGGUAUACACUCAAUCCAGGGUGAAACUCUUCCAAAUCAGUAACUUCUUCCCAGCCAUCCUCUGCAUACCAUUUGGCUUCCAUCUUUAAUUUUUGGAGCUAACUCUUUGAGAAUCAAAGGUAUGGUUUUCUAACGUUUUGUUUCUGGGUGAUAUUUUAGCUUUCCAAUUCUUAGGUUUGAAACAUGCAAGAGGGAAAAGAGACCCCGUUGUCUCCCUGUGUUUUGGUCUCAUCUCAGUGGGGCCAGGCAGGUCACCUGUGCUAUUAAUCUUGUUUGGGAAAGAUUGAACCACAGCUACCCAGCCCAUCAAGAACAUAGUCCAUUGUUGCCUAUUUUAUCUCUACUUGAAAGUUCUAUUUUAAAAGUUGUAGAACUUGCGUUUCCCUCUAUAUCCCUUUGCUUUGGCUCUGUUUGGCAUUUAGCUUUAGUUUUUCAGAUUAGGUCAGGGAGCCUGCUACUUGGGAAGAAAGUUUAAGUGUAUACAGGCUACCUAGGCAUCAGAUAGUUAUUUAAUUAGUGGAUGCUUUCUUAAAGGGAAAAAUACGAUUUCCUUUCUUUCCUCUGUCGCUUUGUGUCAUACAAGCCUACAUAGUUCCAGCCAGUUGCUCACUAUGAAAGCUUGUAAAUAAAUAUAAAUAAAUAAAUAAAUAAGCCUGACACAUUGAAAUUUCUGAAACAAAAAUACAAGCUUCUCACAUAAGAGAAGUUAAUGAAGAGCUACUGAAAUUUGGAGACAGGGACCAAGAUGAUACAUAGUCUUGGUGUUUGGUAGCAUUUUAAAAAUCCCCAACUUCAGCUACCAAAUCUUAACUUUUUCCUCCCAAUCCAAGAACAGUUCAGUCUCUUCUCCACAAAUCUAGGAUACCAAAGAAUGUCAUGGCAAGGGGAAUCAGAAACUGACCACCAUUCUAGUGACUUCUCUUCUAUAUCCUUUGCUUUUCUUAAAGAGUUUCCCUGCAUUGCAGAGAACGAGCUUGGGCCUUACCCCUCUUCACAUUCUUCCUAUUUGAGUAUUUCUACCCAAUUCAAUACUUUAUUAGCACAGAUAUUGUAGAUUCUUUCUCACUCAGUGAGUUCUUACUGCUCCCACGUAAAUGAGAACAAAAUAUGUUUUCUUUUACCCAGUUUUGAUCUCAUGAUCCAAGUCUCACAUUUGGCCUUAGCUUCAAAUGUGUUUAUUUUUGGUUUAAAAAAUAAACGCCAUUUAAUUUCAUAUGCUGGCCUUUGGGGCUUUAAUCCUUCCUUCCAGUCUGUUUGUUACCUCAUGGUAUUUAAUGGUGACUGUCAUGAAAGAAGGGAAAAGGUAGGAGAGAAUUUGCCCCAGCUCUUUUUAAAGUUUUAAAAUGGGAAAGAGACCACGGGGGACACAAGAGACCAUGGGGGACACAAGUACCUCCCUGUGAAAGACCUAGCCCUGCUUUCUGCUUCUAGGUGGCCAUUCCAGAACUCUAAUCCUUUAGUAGAAAUCCACCUGCUUGUCAUAGGUCUUCAACCAGAUUCAAAGACAAUGGAGUCACAUGCUUGCCUCUUGCUCUGUUAUUUGCUUUUAUAGGCAUUACCUCCAGGAAAAUCAGAGGGGAGAAUUUUAGACCAUUAUGUUAGUCAAUCCUUCUAAAAUCCCUUUAGUUAAUUCCCCUCAGGCUGAAAACCAGGAAUACACACUCUAAAAUUCACACUCUCUUCUGUUUUCAAAAAGAAUGCCCAAACACUGAUUCACAUUCUUACUUUCUUUUCACCCUGAGAUUUCCAAAGCAUAUUAUAUCCAGAUUUUACCUUGUCUCAGACACACUAAGUCUCACUGUACUGAAAGAUUUUCCAGGCAUGGACAACAGGGUAAAUGUUUGGUAGCUGCCCUGAAAUCCUGGCAGGAAUGAGGAUCAUGUGUCAUCACUAAAGGGGUACUCACCCCUUCAUAAGCCCCCAGUCCUUUCUGUUUGGAAGAUUUCUUUGAAUAUUGAUUGCAUUUUCACACUGGCUCAUUUCCCACCUUGAUGUUUGGUCUGCAACGUUGCUUACACUGGAUUCUUUCUAUUUUUAUUCCUAUCAUUAAAUGGUAGUGCUGUAAAUUCUGCAAUUAAUGUCAAAUAAACUGCUUUAAUUCAUUGA
Messenger RNA from Nannospalax galili (Upper Galilee mountains blind mole rat), 15725 nucleotides. RefSeq names its product one cut homeobox 2 (gene Onecut2). Gene Ontology annotation, biological process: regulation of transcription by RNA polymerase II. NCBI's taxonomy places the organism in Eukaryota, Metazoa, Chordata, Mammalia, Rodentia, Spalacidae. Gene Ontology annotation, cellular component: nucleus. The record is from RefSeq and is a predicted model, not a curated record. Gene Ontology annotation, molecular function: RNA polymerase II cis-regulatory region sequence-specific DNA binding; DNA-binding transcription factor activity, RNA polymerase II-specific.